CCCGGCCCCGCCCCGUGUCCCUCGGGCGCCGACAUGACGCGGAGGUGAGGCGGCGGCGGGGCCCGGAGCCGGCAUGUGGGCGCCGGGGGACGACAGCUCCGUGCGGGUGGCGGUCAGGAUCCGGCCGCAGCUGGCCAAGGAAAAGAUUGAAGGAUGCCACAUCUGCACGUCAGUGACACCUGGCGAGCCACAGGUUUUCCUGGGCAAGGACAAGGCCUUCACCUUCGACCAUGUGUUCGACCUGGAGUCCCAGCAGCAGCAGAUCUAUGCAAGCUGCAUCGAGAAGCUCAUCGAAGGCUGCUUCCAGGGCUAUAAUGCCACCGUGUUCGCCUACGGGCAGGCCCCCACGGCCCCUGCAGACAGGUGCAGGCAAGACCUACACCAUGGGCACCGGCUUUGACGUGAACAUUGCCGAGGAGGAGCAGGGUAUCAUCCCCCGAGCUGUGAGGCACCUCUUCAGGACCAUUGAGGACAAGAAGCACUCAGCUGUCAAGAGUGGGCUCCCUGCCCCCGAUUUCAAGGUCAAUGCCCAGUUCCUGGAGUUGUAUAAUGAGGAGGUCCUGGACCUUUUUGACACCACCCGUGACAUCGAUGCCAAGAAUAAGAAGUCCAACAUCAGAAUCCAUGAGGACUCCUCGGGCGGGAUCUGCACUGUGGGUGUGACCACAAGGACUGUGAACACAGAGUCGGAGAUGAUGCAGUGUCUGAAGCUUGGAGCUCUGUCCCGGACCACAGCCAGCACCCAGAUGAACGUGCAGAGCUCCCGCUCUCACGCCAUCUUCACUGUGCACCUAUGCCAGACGCGGCUGUGCACCCAGGCUGAGGAGAACACCCUGGACAACAAGGAGCUCUCCGAAUCCUCGCAGAUGAACGAGUUCGAGACGCUGACUGCCAAGUUCCACUUCGUGGACCUGGCGGGGUCUGAGCGGCUCAAGCGCACGGGGGCCACAGGCGAGAGGGCCCGAGAGGGCAUCUCCAUCAACUGCGGGCUGCUGGCCCUGGGCAAUGUCAUCAGUGCUCUGGGAGACAAGAGCAAGAGGGCCACUCACGUGCCCUACAGGGAUUCCAAGCUGACCCGGCUGCUGCAGGACUCCCUGGGCGGCAACAGCCAGACCAUCAUGAUAGCCUGCGUCAGCCCCUCCGACCGCGACUUCAUGGAGACGCUCAAUACACUAAAGUAUGCCAACCGCGCACGGAACAUCAAGAACAAGGUGGUGGUGAACCAGGACCGCGCUAGCCAGCAGGUCAACGCCCUCCGUGGAGAGAUUGCACGGUUGCAGAUGGAGCUCACCGAAUACCGCACUGGCAAACGGCUCAUCAACGAGGAUGGCGUGGAGAGCAUCAACGACAUGUUCCAGGAGAACGCCAUGCUGCAGACGGAGAACAGCAACCUGCGCGUGCGCAUCAAGGCCAUGCAGGAGACGCUGGACGCCCAGCGUGCCCGGCUCACGCAGCUGCUCAGCGAGCAGGCCGGCCAGGCACUGGCCCUGGCGGGUGAGGGCCAUGAGGAGGUCAGCGCCAUGAUCCACAGCUACAUCAAGGAGAUUGAGGACCUCAGGGCCAAGCUGCUGGAGAGCGAGGCUGUGAAUGAGAACCUGAGGAAGAGCCUGACGCGGGCCACUACCAGGUCUCCGUUCUUUGGGGGCCCAGCGGCCUUCUCACCGCUGCUCACCUCAGACAAGGAGACCAGUGAGGUCAUCGACCUGGCCAAGAAGGACCUGGAGAAGCUGAAGCGGAAGGAGCGGAGGAAGAAGAAAAGGCUGCAGAGACUUGAGGAAAGCAGUCAAGAAGAAAGAAGUGUAUCUGGGAAGGAGGACGUGGACACUGACCAGGAGAAGAGAGAUGAGAAGGGCAGCUCAGAGAAGGAGGCCCCCGAGAUGGACGUGGAGGACAGUCAGGAAGGGAGUGACCAUGAGGAUGAAGAGGAAGAUGAGGAAGAGGAGGACUUGGACUCGGAAGGGGGCGAGAGCUCUGAAGACUCAGACUCAGAGUCGGAUGAGAAAGCCAACUACCAGGCGGACCUGGCCAACAUCACCUGUGAAAUCGCCAUCAAGCAGAAGCUGAUUGACGAGCUGGAGAACAGCCAGAAGCGGCUGCAGACUCUCAAGCGGCAGUACGAGGAGAAGCUGCUAGUGCUGCAGCACAAGAUCCGCCACACACAGCUGGAGCGCGACCAGGUGCUGCAGAGUCUGGGCUCCGUGGAGACGAACUCGGAAGAGAAGGCCAAGAAGGUGAGGUCUGAGUACGAGAAGAAGCUGCAGGCCAUGAACAAGGAGCUGCAGCGGCUGCAGGCGGCACAGAAGGAGCAUGCACGGCUACUCAGGAGCCAGUCCCAGCAUGAGCGGCAGCUGCACAAGCUGCAGCAAGACGUGGCCGAGAUGAAGAAGACCAAGGUCCGCCUCAUGAAGCAAAUGAAGGAGGAGCAGGAGAAGGCCCGGCUGAAUGAAUCCAGAAGGAACCGAGAAAUUGCCCAGCUGAAGAAGGAUCAGCGUAAACGAGAUCAUCAGCUCCGGCUUCUGGAGGCGCAGAAGAGAAACCAGGAGGUGGUUCUGCGGCGCAAGACAGAAGAGGUGACGGCGCUGAGACGCCAGGUGCGGCCCAUGUCAGACAAGGUGGCAGGGAAGGUGUCCCGGAAGCCCAGCAUGACUGAGGCCCCUGCGCAGGAGGCGGGUCCAGGGGCAGCUGGAGAGCCUGGCACCCCAUCCAGAGCCCGGGUCCCUGUGGUGAGGGUGGCGGCUCUGCCCUCAGCCACAGCCAAUGGAGCCAGGAAGAGGCCACAGCACAAGGUCCCCGGCCGCUCCUUCGUGUCCAGGACAGCUCGUGCCAAGUGGCAGCUGCUGGAGCGCCGCGUGUCAGAUGUGGUCAUGCAGAAGAUGACCAUCUGCAGCAUGGAGGCUGACAUGGAGCGGCUGCUCACGCAACGAGAGGAGCUCACCAGACGGCGGGAGAAGCUGUCCAGGAGGCGGGAGCGGCUGACACAGGAGGGCGGCGUGGGCGAGAGGCAGGCAGUGCAGCUGGGCGAGGAGCUGGAGGCCCUCACAGCCAACAUUGACUACAUCAAUGACAGUAUCUCCGACUGCCAGGCCAACAUCAUGCAGAUGGAGGAGGCCAAGGAAGAAGGGGACACACUGGAUGUUGCUGCCAUUAUCAAUGCCUGCACUCUGACAGAGGCACGCUACCUGCUGGACCACUUCCUCUCCAUGGGCAUUAGCAAGGGCCUUCAAGCUGCCCAGAAGGAGGCCCAGAUCAAAGUUCUCGAGGGCCGUCUAAAGCAAACAGAAAUAACCAGCGCCACACAGAACCAGCUUCUGUUCCACAUGCUCAAGGAGAAGGCAGAGCUGAACCCCGAGCUGGAUGCGCUGCUGGGCCCCGCGCUGCAAGAUCUAGAUAGCGUGCCCUCCGAAAAUGCAGAGGACAGCACAGACGAAGAUGCUCCUCUGAACAGCCCGGGAGCUGAUGGCAGCUCACUGUCUUCAGACCUCAUGAAGCUUUGCGGGGAGGUGAAACCCAAAAGUAAGGCACGGAGGAGGACCACCACUCAGAUGGAGCUGCUCUAUGCUGACAGCGAGUCCGCUGAACCCCCCACUGGGGAUGCCCCAACAUCUGGCCCCCACGGACAGGAGCCACCAGCCCCUUCAGGGGAGCCUGAGACACCCGCUGGCCGCACCACUGGGCUGGGCAGCUUCUCCAGGCAGCCUUCUCUGUCAGAAAGGCGAGCUCCGGAACCUUCCCCAACAAGCAGAAGAAAGGCAUUGGAGAAGGUGGAGCGGGCCAAGGCCAAGGAGCAGAAGCACAGCUCAGACUCGGGGACCUCAGAGGCCAGUCUGUCGCCUCCUCCCUCCCCGCCAUGCCGGCCCCGAAAUGAGUUGAAUGUGUUUAACCGCCUCACCAUAUCCCAGGGAAGCACCUCCCUACAGCAGGAUAAGUCUGACGACAGUGACUCCUCGCUGUCGGAGGCUCACAGAUCCCCCAGAAGGGGCGUCAUCCAUCCAUUUCCCGCCACACGGGGGGGCGUGCGCCCCUCGGCCCUGCAAUGCAUCCACCUGGCCCAGGGCCACACCAAGGCUGUGCUCUGUGUGGAUGCCACAGAUGACUUGCUUUUCACUGGCUCCAAAGACCGCACCUGCAAGGUGUGGAACCUGGUCACGGGCCAGGAGAUCAUGUCCCUGGGCGGCCACCCUGGCAACGUGCUGUCCAUCAAGUACUGUGGGGACACCAGCCUGGUCUUCAGCGCAUCCACCUCCUACAUCAAGGUGUGGGACAUCCGGGACUCGGCCAAGUGCAUCCGCACACUCACGUCCUCAGGCCAGGUGAGCCUGGGGGACACAUGUUCUGUGGGUGGCAGCCGGGCAGCAGCCCUGCCCUCAGGAGAGAACCAGAUCAACCAGAUCGCCCUCAACCCCGCGGGCACCUUUCUCUACGCGGCCUCCGGCAACACUGUCAGGAUGUGGGACCUGAAGAGGUUCCAGUCCACGGGGAAGCUGACAGGACACUUGGGCCCUGUGAUGUGCCUCUCCGUGGACCAGGUGUCCAGCGGGCAGGACCUCAUCGUCACUGGCUCCAAGGACCAUUACGUUAAGAUGUUCGAGGUGGCUGAGGGGGCUCUGGGUGCCGUGAGCCCCACACACAACUUUGAGCCCCCCCACUAUGAUGGCAUCGAGGCCUUGGCCAUCCAGGGUGACCAGCUCUUCAGUGGCUCCCGGGACAAUGGGAUAAAGAAGUGGGACCUGGCGCAGAAAGACCUGCUUCAGCAAGUCCCGAACGCCCACAAGGACUGGGUGUGCGCCCUGGCAGUGCUACCCAGCCCCCCAGCCCUGCUCAGCGGCUGCCGCGGGGGCCUGCUGAAGCUCUGGGACGCCGACACCUGCUCCCUGCUGGGGGAGGUCCGUGCCCACGAUAGCCCCAUCAAUGCCAUCUGCCGCAACACCACCCACGUGUUCACUGCCGCUGAUGACCGCACAGUGAGGAUCUGGAAGGCCCGCAGCUCACAGGAAGGGCUGGCUGGCGACCCUGGUGAUGGGGAAGAGGCAGCUGGAACUAGCUGAGGAGGCCAUGCCCGCCUGCCUGCUGCAUCUUGUGACCCCUCCCUUCACAGAGACCUGUCCCUGUAUUUAUUGGGAACAAGCCCCCCCCCCCCCGGUGGCCCGUCCUGCAUCUGGCUGGCCCUGGGCUCCUCUUCCCCCUUUCCACCUCCCUCUGAACCCCAGGUCACUGUCAUCCUGUGCCUCUGUGGCCUCAGUGUUGCUCAUGCUGCCCUACCCACGCCCCCACCUGGCGUGUGCCAGCUCUGUGUCCUCUGUGCCCUCCCCGGGUGCCUAGCCCCCAGUGUCACAGCACCCCCACCCUGUACCGUGGGGAUUGUAUAUGUCUGGUAAAGAUUAUGAGUAGGGCAGCCUCCCCAACUGCAGAUGCUGCCUAGUGGGCUGCUUGAUGUCCAUCCACGUUUACUCAUUUGACCAAAGCUUUCCAGGCUGCACAUACUCCCCCUCCCAUGCACAGAACUAGAAUGGCUAGAAUACUGCAGCUUGUGUGGCCAGUUCCCCCGCCGCCGCCCCCCCGCCCCCCCCCCCCCCCCGCACACCUGGUGGAGGAGGCAUGGUGGGGCCUGGGGUGUGAGCAAAAGUAUAUUUUGAUCUAUUUUCCUAUGGAAUUGAUUCUAUGAUUACCUUUUAAUUUCUUCCUUUUUAAAAAAUUUAAUAGUGGAAUCUCCUCCCUCUUUUCUCUAAUUUUUUAUAUGCUGCUACAUAUAUUUUAAAGACUUUCCGUUGGCCAGCCCCCAUAGCUCUGAAGACGCCUCUUGCCGUCUGUAGUGGGGAACGUUCUUGUAAAUAAGUAGUAACCUGUAAAGAAACCAGGUCCUACACGAUUGCUGUAUGAAUUCCUAACUGCUGUAGAAUGGAUCUUGCCAGAGGAUGUAUAAUUUAUCUGUCCACGCAGAAUAUUCAUUUGUAAAUUCUGCAAGUUUGAGCAUGUGUCGAUGGUGUAACACUUGAAAGUACUGUCUUGUGAUCCCCCUACCCCCUGCCCCCAUACCUGGAAUAUCUGUAAAUGAUAGCUUAGCUAGGGCUUCAAUAAACCUGUCAAUAAAACCUGAUCAUUUU
Erinaceus europaeus (western European hedgehog) is the source of this 6101-nucleotide messenger RNA. RefSeq names its product kinesin family member 21A (gene KIF21A). The coding region runs from base 231 to 5045 and encodes 1604 amino acids. Gene Ontology annotation, molecular function: microtubule motor activity; microtubule binding; ATP binding. Gene Ontology annotation, biological process: mitotic spindle organization; microtubule-based movement. The record is from RefSeq and is a predicted model, not a curated record. NCBI's taxonomy places the organism in Eukaryota, Metazoa, Chordata, Mammalia, Eulipotyphla, Erinaceidae. The transcript is spliced from 38 exons.